Thalassophryne amazonica is the source of this 6908-nucleotide messenger RNA. RefSeq names its product PH domain leucine-rich repeat-containing protein phosphatase 1-like. Gene Ontology annotation, molecular function: protein binding. The record is from RefSeq and is a predicted model, not a curated record. Lineage: Eukaryota; Metazoa; Chordata; Actinopteri; Batrachoidiformes; Batrachoididae.
UCGGUAUUUGCGUAGGAGGUCUGCCGACGUUCAUUUCAUAUUCCAACGCGGUGUUUUUGGCUCCAAACGGGAGGCGCAGUCACGUCUCCGCCUUGAUAUGUGCCUGGCCUGCCCGCCUGCUCAGCGAGUUUAAUCGGUAAAAUGUUUUUCUGGAGUAGUGGAGGGGACUCCAGCAGAGAAAGGACGGCGAGAAGUGGACGACUACUUGUGGCUCGCUAACCGCCCGGGCGGCGGCACAUUUACCGCGUAUUCACACAUGUAUUCCGGCUUUUAAAUGUAGAGGUUGUGCUUAAGUGCGCAGCAUUUUUUUUUUUAAUUUAUGUACUUUUCAUCGUCGGAUAUGGAAAGUGUUCAGGCUGUCGCUGAGGAUGGAUGCGCGACCAAGUUAAUGAAGAAGCCCAGCGGACUGUCUGCCGCUCGCGGCACUCCAGCGGCGGCGGCGGAUGAUGGCGUUGGACAUUUAGCAGCCUCCGUCGCAGACGCAAAGAACGGGAACAGCGCCUCUGCGAGUGUGGCGUCUAACGGCCGGGGCUCCUCCGCCGGCUCCGGCUCGCUCCUGCUCAGACGGAGGCGCUUGAAGAGGAACCUCUCCGCCGCUGCCGCAGCCACCGCGGCUGUCAGCGCCGCCUGCGGCGCCAAGAUGAACUUGGCCCUGUCCUCUGCGUCUUCCUUGCACACGCGGAGCCUGGACAGGAAGACCCUGUUGAAGCACCGGCAGAACAUGCAGCUGCAGCCCGUCGAUCGUGAGUGGGUGCGAGCUGAUCUCCACCGAGGCUGCAUCCACGUCCACGACAGACUGACGCCCUCCUUCCCCAGGCCGGUGCUCUGCACGAUGGACACCGCAGCCGGCGAGGUGGCGCUCCGUCUGAGCAAACUCGGCAGCAAGUCCGGCUCUGUGUUGCGCAUAUUUUGUAAAGACAACCCCAAAACGGACCAAAACGGCAACUGCCAUUCGAGGUAUCAGUUUAACAAUCAUCCACGCGAGGGGAGCGAAGAUACGAGUUUAAAAUGCGACCACGUGACUCCGUUGGAGGCUGCAGAGUUAAGGGGCCACCCGAAUGACAGGUUGAGACUGUUGCUCAUGGAGGAUGUUGAUGGGAAACUUUUCUCGCCAGAGUCAGACUCACAUGACAACAUAACAUGUUCCCUGUCAGAUUUAAAUUCCACCAUGGGCACCCCACAUGAUGAUGAUGAUGAUGAUGAUGAUGACUCGGAGCACAGGAACGGUGUGGACAGCUAUGCUUUAAACUCUGGUUCAGAUGUGGAGAGCAGUGCAUUUGAUGACCUGAGCUCUGGGGCCCGGCUCAGCGAGCACAGGGACUCCCUCAGCGAUGACAUGAUUCUGGGCACUGAGGCGUCCAUCCUCAGCCCGUCCUUUGAUAGUGCCACAGAGAGCCAUGACAUUUAUGGCAGCUCCUCAGAUGAACUGGAGCUCGACGGUCCCGUCUCGGACACACGCGUCGACCCUGUCUCCCAACACCACACCAAUGGCAUCCCUACUGUCUCUUCCAGCUACCAGCAGUGCAGCAUAGGACGCUUAAACGAUGUGACAAACGACAGGGGGCCUGAUAGUAGACUCGGCCCGCGCAGUCUGGGCAGCCUGCCACCCAGCAGUAGUGCAGGCUCGUUGUCCGCCUGUUCCACAGGUAAUACACCUGAUGUCCAAGAUCCCAACUGUGGUCAGGGUGCUGCAAAAUCGGGGAUGACGGCUGGUCCCAGUGGUGACAUUUGUAAUUCCAGCCCCACACUGUAUGUUCAGUUGCAUGGUGAAGCUGUCAGAAGGCUUAGUCCAGAAGAGAGGCCUCUGCAGAUCCAGAGCGAUUUUCUUUUUAAGCUUGGAUUUAAGGACCCAUGGAGAGUACAAGAGGAAGGUCUCAACACUGAAAUUGGUUCCUUACUACGUUUCUAUGCUGGGAAGCCCCAAAGCAUUGAAAGUUCAGAGCGGGUUCAGCUGUCGGGGACAUAUAACGUUCGGAAAGGGAAACUCCAGCUACCUGUCAAUCGCUGGACCAGACGACAAGUCAUCCUCUGUGGUACUUGCCUCAUCGUCUCCUCUGUCAAGGAGAGCCAGACGGGGAAGAUGCACAUCCUGCCGCUUAUUGGAGGAAAAGUGGAGGAGGUGAAGAAGCACAGUCACUGUUUGGCCUUCAGCUCAGCUGGUCCUCAGAAUCAAACCUACUAUGUCAGCUUUGACAGCUUCACGGAGCACCUGCGCUGGCACAGACACGCUGCCAAGAUGGUUUCCCAGAGGAUAAACUCCGUAGAUCUGUCCUGCUGCAGCUUGGAACAACUUCCUCCUAAUCUCUUCUACAGCCACGACCUCACUCACCUCAACCUCAAACACAACUUCCUGCCGGCAGACCUGCAGCAACUGCAGAGGUUUUCUCGCCUGCGGAGCCUCAACCUCUCGAACAACCACCUCGGCCAGUUUCCGCUGGCUAUCUGUGAAAUCUCCACCCUGACGGAGGUCAACCUCAGCUGCAACUAUCUAGCAUCGGUACCAAGCUGUGUGGGAGCCAUGACCAAUCUGCAGACGUUCCUUUUAGAUGGCAACAGUCUGUGCGAGCUUCCCAAUGAGCUGGGGUCCCUCCAGAGGUUGUGUUAUUUGGGUCUUUCCUUCAACCUCUUCAGCCACGUGCCGCAGGUGCUGGAGCGGUUGGCCUCCAUGGAGAAACUUUGCAUGGCUGGAAACAACCUGGACACGCUCACCCUCCAGAAUUUCAGACUGCUCCGUGUCAAAUACAUCGAUUUAAGGUUAAAUAAGAUCUCCAGCAUGGUACCAGAUGAGCCUGACCUGCUGAGGCACGUGACCCAGCUGGACGUGAGGGAUAACAGGCUGCAGGAGCUGGACGCCUCCGUUUUCCCCAGACUGGAGGUGCUUCACUGCGAGAGGAACCACAUCUCCAGCCUCAAGGCCAAAGGUUGCUUGCUCAAAGGCAUCUAUGCCUCCAGUAACGAGCUGCGACAGCUUGAUGUCAAUCCUGUGCCCUCCAAUCUUAGUUACAUGGACAUCUCGAGGAACCGUAUGGAGUCUUUACCCAACUGGCUGUGUGAGGCAAAGAAACUGGAAGUUCUUGACGUCAGCCACAACCUCAUCAGUGAGCUGCCGGCGCGGCUGCUCUGCAGCAGCAGUCUGAGGAAGCUGAGUGCAGGACAUAAUCAGCUGCAGAAGCUUCCUGAAAGAGUGGAGCGGCCUCUGCUGGAGGUGUUAGAUGUACAGCACAAUCAACUGACGGAACUUCCUUGUAACCUCUUCCUGAAAUCUGACAGCCUCAGAUGCUUAAAUGCAUCAGCCAAUAAGCUGGAACACCUGCCUCCAUCCAGCCUAUCAGAGGAGAACCACAGCAUCCUCCAGGAACUCUACCUGACCAAUAACCGACUCACGGACAAGUGCGUACCGAUGCUCACGGGCCACGCACACCUUCGGAUUCUGCACAUGGCUUACAACCAUCUCCAGACCUUCCCAGCCAGUAAAAUGGCCAAGUUGGAGGAGCUGGAGGAGGUGGACCUGAGCGGGAACAUGCUGAAAACCGUGCCCACCACCAUCAUGAACUGUCGGCGGAUGCACACGCUCAUCGCCCACUCCAAUUCUAUCGAGGUUUUUCCUGAGGUCAUGCAGCUGAUGGAGAUGAAAUGUGUGGAUCUGAGCUGUAAUGAGCUGAGUGAGAUCACCCUGCCAGAAAAUCUGCCUCCUAAGCUUCAGGAGCUGGACCUCACUGGAAACCCUCGUCUCAGCCUCGACCACAAGACCCUCGAACAGCUGAAUAAUAUUCGAUGUUUCCGUAUUGAUCCGCCUCUGACUUUUUCAUCACAUGAGGCAUUGGGUGGACCUGCUGUGUGGAGUCAUGGUUACACAGAGGCCUCGGGCGUCAAAAACAAACUUUGCGUCGCAGCCCUUUCAGUUAACAGCUUCUGUGGCAGCCGUGAAGCGCUGUACGGCGUGUUCGACGGGGAUCGGAACGUGGAAGUGCCCUACCUUCUGCAGUGCACAAUGAACGACGUGCUGGCUGAAGAGAUACACAAGACUAAGAGUGAAGAGGACUACAUGACCAACACCUUCCUCGUCAUGCAACGAAAACUGGGGACUGCAGGGCAGAAACUGGGUGGCUCGGCAGCUCUGUGUCACAUUCGCCAUGACCCCACCGACCCCGGCGGCUGCUUCACCCUCACAGCUGCUAAUGUGGGAAAGUGUCAGGCAAUUCUGUGCCGUGACGGAAAGCCGCUGUCCCUGUCCCUGCUUCAUAAUGUCGGGCUUGAAGAGGAGUAUCGCAGGAUCAGGCAGCACAGGGCCAUCAUCACCGAGGACAACAAGGUGAACGGUGUGACGGAUUCAACGCGGAUCAUGGGUUAUUCCUUCCUUUACCCAUCUGUCAUCCCGAGUCCCUACGUGCAGACGAUCACGCUCACCUCCCAGGAUGAGUUCUUCAUCCUGGGCAGCCGGGGUUUGUGGGAUGCUGUAUCCCCCUCGGAGGCUGUGGAGGCUGUCCGAAACGUCCCCGACGGCCUGGCUGCUGCUAAAAAGCUGUGCACGCUGGCGCAGGGCUACGGCUGCACCGACAGCCUCAGCGCCGUGGUGGUCCAGCUGAGCGUGAGUGAAGACUGCUGCUCCUGCUGCUGCUCGGAGCCUCCACAGCCACCCCCCAGCCCCGGAUUGGGCCAUUAUCCUCACUCGUCCUCCUCCAUCAAGGAGCGGCCACUGGGAGCUCCAGAUGGGUCCCUUCCUGUUCCUCUGUCGUCCUGCAGUGAAAUCAGCAGCGAGAUCAGCACCAGCGAGAUGAGCAGCGAGGUGGGUUCCACCGCCUCGUCUGAUGAGCCGCUGCAGAGUUCUUUGGUGCUGCUGCACGAGCAGCCCCAUCACCCCCAUUUCCACCUGCACCACCAGGCCCACUCACUGCCACAGCACCAGCAUCCGCACACAGCCGCGCAACCCUGCCAGUACCUGUUUCCAAGUUCAGAGCUGCCAUCUGCCCGCAGCUGCUGCGGCCUCCAUCCAGCCUGCCUGAUGAGUUCCUUCCAGAGGCAGCUCUCUAGCGCCACCUUCUCCAGUGCCCUGUCUGACAAUGGGCUUGACAGCGAGGAUGAGGAGCCCAUCGCCGGGGUUUUCUCCAAUGGGAGUCGCGUGGAGGUAGAGGCAGACGUCCACUGCCUCACGUUCUUGUCCUCCUCAUCACCUCAAACAGCUUUACCAGCAUCCUUGAGCCAAGAGUGCAUCCCGCUGGCCCUUCCUCCGCCCCCAACACCUCCGUGCACCCCCGAGCCCAUUGAGGAAGGUGCUGAUAAGAGCCUCGGGGAGGUUGAAAACGGUCUGGAGAGAGACGAGUCGUGGCAGGGAGUUGUUGAGGGAGGGAAGAUGGCCAGCAAGAGGAGGGGCAAUGGGUCAGUGGCACCCCAAGAAAAAAGUCACAACCUGAUUGAGGUGGCGGCCGACGCGCCUUCAAAGAAGCCGGGGGGCUAUUUCACGGCGCCGGCCCAGCCCGACCCGGAUGACCAGUUCAUCAUCCCCCCCGAGCUGGAGGAGGAGGUGAAGGAAAUCAUGAAGCAGCAUCAGCAGAAACAACAGAAGCCCAGUGGGAGCGAGCAGCCCAUGGACUAUUACGACACCCCUCUUUGAAAAGAUACGCCUUCAGCAUGCACCCUUCUCCCCCCCCCGACCAUCGACUCGCACACUCUUACGCUCCAGAAUGUGGGCACGAAGGCUGUAAAAUGCACAGGAAAAAAGUACCCUCCUGCUUUUUUUCCUCCACGCCUUCCAGCACUCGGAUGUCCGCCGCAGCCUCUCUGUCAGAGAACAUGCACCGCGAUCUGCUCCUAGCAUUUAAGAUAUUAUAGAAAUAAACAAGCAAAAGAGCCCUUUAAUGACAGCCAGCCCUCUCAAACGCCCCGUGGACACGACUCCCAAUGUCCCUCAAUGUGCCCUAUACUCACAGACCGUGGGAGCGUUUUUACGUUAGCGUACAUAUGUAAUCAACACUAGUCUCUUUGCAGUAGCAUUAGCUUGCUUCAGCACUUGUUAAUAUGGAUUUUUAAAAAAAUUCCAUGAUUUUUUUUUUUUGUUUUGUUUUUUUUGUUUGUUUUUCUAAGAACUCACCAUAUCUUUUAAUGUGAAACCAGUGACGCAUAAUCUUUUUAUUAUCAGUCCGCUCCGCUGAACGGUACACUAGUUAUACCACACUUAACUGUUGUAGAUAGGGCACCUUAAAAUACUGUAUUUCUUCAGUAAAUCGUGGCUCUCGGCCGGUAAAAUGGCAUAGAAAUAUUUUAUAGAAAUUUGAAUUACUAACUCCUAGGAGUUGUAUAGUCUUUAUGGUGACACAGUCACUUUUACUAAUCUUCUCUGAGAGAAAUGGUGAUUUUUUUGUUUGUUUGUUUGUUUCCAAUGACUGUAAAUAAGAGAAAUGUUGUAUACUGAUGCUUUUAAAGAAUGCGUUCCUGUAUGUCGGUGAGGGUUUUGGUAGUAGGGAGGAUGUGUGGUUCACCCACAGAUUGCUGCAAUGGAGGUAUAACCCCCCCCAUCCAGUGUAGACCCACAAGUACCAAAUAUACACACACACACACACACACACAUAUGUAUAUGUGCAAUUGAAGAUCUGAAACCCCCAACAUUCCAUUCAGUAUAACUAAAAUUGCUAUGGUGUGCUCCACUUUGUUUGUGAUGUUCUGUAGCAAUCAGCGUAUCCAAUGCACACGUAUAGACGAGACUUUUGCAUGCACACCUGCAUGCACGGACACACACACACACACACACACACACAGAUACAUGGAGUUGAUGAUAGUACUCCCCCUGCCCCUCCCUCCUACAGUAACUGUUACCGCCGGCAUGACUGUGUCAAGUUCAGUAAUGCAAAUAUAUCCACAUGGAAACACAAAUGUUCCCGUCUUUGGUAUAAUAAAUUUUAAAUUUGUGAAUA